Nilaparvata lugens (brown planthopper) is the source of this 2664-nucleotide messenger RNA. It is a transcript of the gene eIF5, whose product is annotated as eukaryotic translation initiation factor 5. Gene Ontology annotation, molecular function: eukaryotic initiation factor eIF2 binding; GDP-dissociation inhibitor activity; translation initiation factor activity. The coding region runs from base 983 to 2344 and encodes 453 amino acids. The record is from RefSeq and is a predicted model, not a curated record. Gene Ontology annotation, biological process: translational initiation; formation of cytoplasmic translation initiation complex; formation of translation preinitiation complex. Gene Ontology annotation, cellular component: cytosol. The transcript is spliced from 10 exons. Lineage: Eukaryota; Metazoa; Arthropoda; Insecta; Hemiptera; Delphacidae.
CAACUCUUUUCCCUCGGCCGUUUGCCUUCAGUCUGCUGUCAGCGUUCCAAACAGUCGGUGUGUGUUGUAGCUCUGCUCUACAAAAUUUCUAUCCUUUUUCCAAAUUUUCCAAAUCUCAAGAUAUAUCUUAUCCUUAGAUCUCUACUUAACACCUGAAUAUUCAACCCUUCUUCACUAGUUUCCUUCGGUUUGUGGAACUGAACAACGAAUAUCGAUUAAUGCCAGCGCGCCGUUAACCCCGUGUUCUAGAACAUUCUUGGAAAAUUCUCCCUUGUUUUCUUUAGAUAGGGCGUGAAAAGCGACCGGGAAACUUGGAGUUUCCCAACGUUGACACGUUUUCACCCCCCUCUACACACCGCUCUGUGUCGUCAGUAACUUGGUCGUGCAAGUUUCCACUGAACCCAAGGUCAUAAUCAAAACGUCUCAUAAAACAUAUGCUGCUACUAGCUCCAGAAACAUUAACAUUAUCCAGAAGAAGGUCUGGGAGUUUCCAUACUGCUGUAGAGCCAAUCCCUGGCCUUGUCUCUAGGUGUAUGAUUUCAUUGAAGCAUCAGUGGCCCGUCAGUUAUAGGACAUCAAAAUUUUCAAGUAAUCGGCACAGGAAAUCGCAGCCGUUUAGAGAAACGUGACUGUGGAAGUUGCAACUAGUUAAAUCGUACAAAACCAUUGCUACCAGCGUCAUUGACAAACGUCCUCCUCCCGCUCCUCCUUAUCCUCCUCUUCCUUCUCCUCUCUCUCACUUGUACUCACUUGAAAACAACAUACUUCCCUCCUCCUCCUCUCACUCGAAAACUGUUCACCAGCGCCCUACCAGCAGUAGGGGUGGCACCGCCGUUUUUUGUUGUUGAUAAAAAUUUCAACGAAAAUUGCAACAAUUGCGUCGUCUCUGACACUGAAAUACCUCUCGCAAGACCGGCGACUGAAGAAGAAGCGGAAAUCGGCAACAAGGAAAUCGAUCUAAUAGGAGCAGAGCAGCGACAAGAUGGAGAACACGGUGAACGUGAAGCGGAACGUGUCGGAUGCGUUCUAUCGCUACAAAAUGCCCCGCCUCAUGGCCAAAGUGGAGGGCAAAGGAAACGGCAUCAAAACGGUCAUUGUCAAUAUGGCCGAGGUGGCUAAGGCGAUCGGCCGGCCGGCUACUUAUCCGACCAAGUACUUUGGCUGCGAACUGGGCGCGCAGACGCAGUUCGACUUCAAGAACGACCGGUUCAUCGUGAACGGGUCGCACGACGCGGCCAAACUGCAGGACCUACUGGACGGUUUCAUCAAGAAGUUUGUGCUGUGCCCGAGCUGCGACAACCCCGAGACCGACCUGAUUGUCAGCACCAAGAAGGGCACCAUCAGUCAGGGCUGCAAGGCGUGCGGCUUCCACGGCCCGCUCGAGUUCAAUCACAAGCUCAACACGUUCAUACUCAAGAAUCCGCCCAACCUCAAUCCGGCCGCUCAAGGCUCGUCUCUGACGGAAGGCAAACGUGGCAAGCGCAAGAAGAACGGCGAGACGAACGGAGACGCGCGCUCAGGGUCGCCGCGAUCCGAGGAGGAGCCUGAUCUCAUUGUGGACGCGCCCCAAAAGGUGGCCCCCAAGGAGACUGAGGAAGACCUUGACUGGGCGGUGGACGUGUCUGAGGAGGCUGUGCGCGCUCGCCUCCAGGAUCUGACGGACGGAGCCAAGGGUCUCACCAUCUCUGACGACCUGGAGAAGUCGGAGAAGGAACGCAUGGACAUAUUCUACACGGCCGUCAAGGCGAAGUGCAGCAGCAAAGAUCCACAGGUGUUGACGCAGCCGAGCGCUGCUAAAGAACUGUUGGUGGAGGCUGAGCGACUGGAGAUCAAGUCGAAAGCACCGCUUGUGUUGGCCGAACUGCUUUUCGAUGAGAAAAUUCACAUUCAGAUCAAGAAACAUCGCCUGCUGUUGCUUCAUUUCACCCACGAGGACACGAAAGCCCAGCGCUAUCUGAUUGGAGGCAUAGAGCAAGUCAUUGGCUUGCACAAGGAAAGUCUGCUGCCGAAAGUUCCUGCUAUUCUCAAGUUGCUGUACGACAUGGAUGUUCUUGAGGAGAAGGUGAUACUGGAGUGGGGCUCGAAGACGAGCAAGAAGUACGUGUCGAAGGAGUUGUCGCAGGAGAUCCACACCAAGGCCGAGCCGUUCAUCACCUGGCUCAAGGAGGCCGAGGAAGAGGAGGAGAGCAGUGAGGAGGAGGAUGAGGACGAUCUCGAGAUUGAGUACGACGACAGAGCAAAGGCAUCUCCACUGAAAGAGAACAAGGUGUCGGCUCCCGUCAAGAAGAGGGUGGUUGAUGAGGAAGAGGAGGGGGGAGACGAUGUCGACAUCGAUGCCAUCUAAUCACAUUUCGCUCCUCAUAUUAUAUCAGCAACUAACCUAAGUCUUUGUUUCAAAUAAUAAUCUAUCCAAUCCAAUAAAUUACUGUUACUCCUCAAUAGUUGAAACAUCAUCCUUCUUCCUUCUCAAAUCAAUGUUAUUCAAUACGCUUGAAUGUACUAAAUUAUUUAUCUAGGAAAUGGAAAAAUAUGAGAUGUGAUUUCAGAUUGGCUAUCCACGUUGAGUACAUGUGUCUGUUUAGUUGUUUGCUACUUGAAAGUUUUGUGGUAGAGGUUGAGUCGAUGAAUGUAGUUAUGUAAAUAAAUUAUCAUCUCCAAUCUCUU